Molecule: messenger RNA, 2146 nt
Organism: Scophthalmus maximus (turbot)
Lineage: Eukaryota; Metazoa; Chordata; Actinopteri; Pleuronectiformes; Scophthalmidae
Exons: 2
Coding region: 1-1680 (559 amino acids)
Biological process (GO): G protein-coupled receptor signaling pathway
Cellular component (GO): membrane
Molecular function (GO): G protein-coupled receptor activity
Source: RefSeq, a predicted model, not a curated record
AUGAGAGCCGCGCAGGCACCUGCAUGGGACUGUAGGAACGACACCGUUUGGGAGGAGUACGUUGACAUCACCUUUGUGUUGGCAAACAGCUUGAUUCUACUGGUAACUUCUGCUGUGGGAAUUUGUGCAAAUAUUUUUGUGAUCAUUGCAGUUUAUCACCAAAAAUCACUGCAAACUUCGAUCAAUGCACUGGUGGUGAACCUGGCAAUCAUAGACAUUCUGCGGUGUGUGGUUGACUGCCCCAUUCUCUUAACCAUCGUCUUGGCCGUGCAUCAGAACGGACAUGUGGACGAGAUGAUCUGUGAGGCACAAGUGGCCUCUUUCUGCUUCAGCUGCUGUGUCCAACUGUUAACGCUGGCAUGCAUCAGUGCAGAGAGACACCAAGCCAUUGCACAACCCUUCAAAACUAGUCAACGGAGAAAACGGAUUACAGUGCUGAUUCCUCUCACAUGGACCGUGGCUAUUGCGGUGGCUGUUUCUUGUCUUUUAUUCGUGAAGGACUCACCAGUGUUCAUCAGAUGCAAAGGAUUGCAGGGGGAUGUGUCCACCUCGUAUGACACCUUCGGACUUUACAUGCUGUUCCCGCUGUGGGCAGCCUGCUUUGGUGUUAUCAUUGGCUUCUACGCUCGCAUAUUUGCCAUUGUGAGAUCACACAAUCGCAAAAUAUUUGACAAAGGCACUGUUCUACCUCCCAAAACACACAAAGCGGAAGAUAAACAAAAGAUCGAAGAAACCACAGUUGCGGAAAAUGGAAAGUCUGAGCAAAACCAGACUCAGGUGGCGCUGGUGACACAAGCUGCAUCGAGUGCAUCGAAGAACGAUUCCUCGACCGUUCUGCUGACCUCAACGAAAGCUGCACAAUGUGCGUCCAGUUCAGAGAAUGCGACGGAAUUGAAAAACACAGUGGGAAUAACCGACUUGGAAACAGAACAGCCGUGCCCUCCUGCAACGCAGGCGGCAGUGCAGACUGACGAGGACCUGUUUAAAACAGAACGGUCCAACCCCUGCACCGCAAGAGCUGAAGCAGAACCGUGUAAUGGAGGUGCUGUCGGCCGUGUUCAGAGCUCAACCGCAGAGCCACCGGAGGUGUCCAGAAGUUCUAACACACAAAACCAAAGCAAAGAGAAAGUGACAAUUGUCAGAGCAGCCUCUGAAACGACCGAAACCAGCCCCCAUGUUCCCUCCGAAAAUCCUGAAUCCGCUUCUGCUUUAGUGAUCGAGCCGAAACAAGCAGAGAGGAGCAAUGGUGGAGAAACCCCGGCCGCUACCGCAGAUCACGUGUCCUCGUUCCCCGCAGUGUCCGGCAACGCGACAGAAACAGGAGCCCCCAAGCAAGACGUGGAGGUGGAAGGCGCCGUUUGCAUGAUGCCUUCAAAGGCAAGCAAAGAGAGAGCGAACAAAAAGAAGGAAAGUAAAAUGGCCAAGCGUGCCGGCUACAUAAUUGUCACCUUCCUCUUAUUCUGGUUACCGUUGAUCACAACGGUCCUGGUGAAUUUUGUCGCUCACAAAAACAAGAACACACAGAUAAAGAUCAUUCAGGAUGUGGAGAUCCUGUCAGUGUCCGUUUCCUGUAUCACAUCUCUGAGUGACCCGAUAAUAUAUGCCGCAGUGAACCCUCAGUUCCGCACAGAGUUUCACAGGCUAAAGAAUAAGGUUGAAUCCGCAUUCAGUAAGAAGUGACAAUAUUUCCACUUCUGUCUACCUUUGAGAGACCAAAUUCAAUAUUCACAACAUAACCGAUUAUUAAAUUGGCUAACAUUUGUCAUAUUCUUUGUUCAAAUAUUAGCUAACUUAAACCCAAAGUGUUUUUUCCUUGGGUAUAGGAGGUCUUUGAUUUUACACAUCCUCUUAGAUUUUACGCAGGCUGACUCCUCAGCAAUUACUGAACGCUGCAGAGAAGAGGCGCCGCAUGCUGUGAGAAGCAACCUGGGCCGACACAAUCAGCUCAGCAGGGGGAUGCUGCUGAGCUGUGUGUCAAACAACCAGUGAGGCCUGCCGGUCGGUCUCCGGGGCCCCUGCAGCCAGGACCCACCACUGGGCCAGUCAGGUCCUCACAUGUCCUCCAGCAGCACCUCAUUAUUAUCCCUUCUCUGCUAUAAGUGAUCCUCUUUGAGCCAUCAGGGGGGAACUUUAUGGAAUCCAUCCU